UGUUUGUGUGGAGCAGCUGUCGGUCGGAUAGUAUCUGUGGGUCCACAGGAACGGAAACAUGGACGCAGAGUGAUUAUUGGUCUUUCUCUGGAAAAAUCCUAACCGGAUCUCACUUUGCAAUCACACUUUUACCUUUGCAGGACUUUCCCCACCUCUCAUGUGUGGUCGAGUGUGUUUCCACAACCGAGCAUGCUUUUAUCGUUGCCUUUGUUUAAUGUGCGACUUGAUUAAAAUAUCCGGCAGCGGAAGAAACUGCCUGCUUUACUACUGAGAGGCUAAUUUAGGCUGAAGCCUAACUUUUUCUCCGGGCAGUGAUGUCUUCGGAUCGUGUGGAUUACAUUGCGCCGUGGUGGACUUACUGGCUACACAAUUUUCCUCAUAUCAAUCUGAGGUUUCAGCCCAUUGAUAAGACCUUCCAGCCUGAAGAUGAGAACUACCAGCAGUCACUCAUAUUCCUGGGCUGUGUGGCGGCGGCAGGGCUUGGCCUCAACCUUCUGUGUCUGGCCAUCUACCUGAGCUGCUUGUGCUGCUGCCGUAAAGAGGAGGAGGAGGAAAGCAAGAAACCUAAUUCCUGCUGCGUCACCUGGUCAGCAGUCGCCGCCGGCCUCAUCACAUGCGUCGCAGUGGGUGUGGGUUUCUAUGGCAACAGCGAGACCAAUGACGGUGUAUACCAGAUGACCUACUCCUUGUACAACGCCAAUCACACGCUGGGUGGAGUGGACAGUCUGGGGAUAACUCUUCCUUUCGGGCUUAAACAGGUUUCAGGCACCAUGGGCAACAUGAGGAGUGGCCUGCACCAGCACCUUGCGAGGCUUGAUGAGAUCUUUGCAACACGGGGCGACUACGUGCAGACCCUGCAGUUCAUGCAGCAGAUGGCUGACAAUGUGAUCAAACAGCUGCUCGGACUGUCUGACUGGGAAAAAGCUAAAGUGGACCUGGCAUCCAUUGCUGAUCAGUCAGCAACCAUAGAGUACUACAGGUGGCUCACAUACCUGCUGCUCCUCAUCCUGGACCUGAUCAUCUGCCUGCUGGCCUGUCUGGGACUGGCCAAGCAGUCCCGCUGGCUGCUCACAACGAUGAUGGUGUUUGGAGUGCUGACGCUAGUCCUGAGCUGGACUUCACUGGGAGCUGACCUGGCAACCGCUGUGGGCACAAGUGAUUUCUGCAUUUCCCCUGACAAAUACAUCAUGAGUAAAACAAAGGAUGUCAUCAGUGCUGAUAUUGUUCAUUACUAUCUGUACUGCAACCAGACUCUCUCCAACCCCUUCCAGCAGCCUCUGGCCAUCUUCCAGAGGUCUCUGACCACCAUGCAGAUCCAGAUCCAGGGUCUGUUGCAGUUUGCUGUACCACUGUUUCCUACGGCUGAGAGAGAUCUCCUGGGUAUACAACAUUUGCUCAACUCCUCGGAGGCCAGUCUGCACCAGCUGACCGCCCUGCUGGACUGCAGGGGGCUCAACAAGGACUACCUGGAUGCAAUGGUGGGGGUGUGCUAUGAUGGAGUGGAGGGUGUACUGUACCUCUGCCUGUUCUCCAUUCUGGCAGCCUGUGCCUUCACUGUCAUGCUGUGUGCCAUUCCCAGGGCAUGGAGACAAAUUGCCUGCAGGGAACAAGAUUACGAUGAUAUGGAUGAGGAGGACCCGUUCAACCCACGGGCAAGGAGAUUAGGGUCUCAGAACCCCGACCACACCAACAUGCACAGCUUCUGCAGCUACAGCAGCAGCAUGGGCAGCCAGACCAGCCUGCACCCGCCCGCUCCGGCUGUCUCCAAUGCCCCAAUGUCUGAGUACAUGAACCACACAGCUCUUUUCGGGGGAAAUCCACGGUAUGAGAAUGUGCCUCUGAUAGGACGAGGCUCUCCACCCCCAUCGAUAUACUCUCAGCAGUAUAGAAACCGAUACUCUCCCACUAUGAGGGCCACCUAUCUGUCCAUGACUGAAGAACAGAGGAGACACUUUGGAAAUGACUUCCAAGCAUAGACUUCCCUGUUUGCCCAAGGAGAGAAGCAGCAUCACAUACCAUCUACAAGACAGCAACAUGCAGCUGAUAGAAGACUCACAGAGGAAACUGUGUGGCUUCACGUUAGUCAGGACUCCAGCGUGUGGAGUCUAUUGAUAAUGGAACGAUAUCUGUAAUCUUCUCUCUGUUCUUUUAGCUCAUUCAUGACAUUUCUAUCCUUUCUUGGAGAACAUGCUAAACAUUUCCAAGAAGUGCUGUCAAACUUAACAAGCUCUUAAUCUGUUUUGUUCUUUGAUACGCCGACACGCUCUUUUAAACAUAUAAAAAAAACACACAAAAAAUAGUUGUUUCCCAAUAACAUAAAAAAGAAAGUUUAAAUUCAGUUGAGAUCUCUCUCUCUGCCUUUGAAAUGGAGAUGUGUACUAAUUUUGACAUCUUAUAUUUGAAUCUCCAAAGAUAAAAGAUGUGAACGCGAUAGCUCAUGCAUCGUUAUUUUCUAUGUAGUGUGCUCCAUGCGUGAUAUUUGUGAAGCACAGAGCCAGCACUGGCAGCACACAGCAGGAGCUUGUGGAGCAGUAUAAUUUAUUUGCAGUCUCACACACACACAAACACGCCUGCUAGUGAAGCUUUAGGAGUCUACAGAGACGAGACUACCUUGAGACCAUGGCUUCUGUAAAUAAGUUGUAAAAUAACAGAUUGUUGUCUUAUUCUGUUUUCUGUUUAAACUGUGUGCCAUUUUUAUAUACUUUUUCUAGUUCUGUCCAGCAAUACAUAGGACCACUAUUUUUUGUAUUUUCUAAUGGGCCAUUAAUUCAUACUCCCUGUAUAUCUAAUCCAACUAAUCCAAUAAAGUCAUCAUUCCUAUUGUGA
Molecule: messenger RNA, 2826 nt
Organism: Pelmatolapia mariae (spotted tilapia)
Lineage: Eukaryota; Metazoa; Chordata; Actinopteri; Cichliformes; Cichlidae
Gene: ttyh2
Product: tweety family member 2
Exons: 16
Coding region: 315-1976 (553 amino acids)
Cellular component (GO): plasma membrane
Molecular function (GO): volume-sensitive chloride channel activity; intracellularly calcium-gated chloride channel activity
Source: RefSeq, a predicted model, not a curated record